AAAAAACGAAGUAUUUGCAUCAAUAUUUGGCCACAAUUACGGGUAAGAGAUAAGUUUUUUAAAUAGAUAAACAAAUUAGUAUUGUGUGGGAAUUAUAGCAAAUCUUUCAUUAAAUAAGUUUUAGCAUAUAUAUGCAUAGUACGAUUACUUGAUAAGUAAUGCAGUCAAAGUAAAUUAGUUUUUUGUAUAAUGAAGUCGGUUUUUAAGUUUUGUAAACAAUAUCUAGCUAUUAUCACAGGAUGUCUGUGUAUUGUAUCGACAGGAAUGCACUAUGGCUGGCCCUCACCAGCCCUACCAAUACUUUUAUCCCCCGAUUCUCCAAUAAAGAUAACCAACGAACAAGGAGCGAUGAUAUCAACGAUCCAAGAAUAUGGAAACGCUGUGGGGGCCCCGUUGGCAGCGUUCAUCGUCGACAGAAUCGGAAGGAAGCUGUGCAUUUUAUCAUCAGCCCCUAUAUUUUUUAUCGGCUGGAUUCUGAUGGCGCAAAUUAACUCGCUUGCGGUCAUAUACGCUUGCAGAUUUUUCGCUGGGGUGGCUGAUGGUGUAACUUAUACAGCGUUGCCGAUGUAUUUGGGCGAAAUAACGCAUCCCAAUGUAAGAGGACUAUCUGGGACUUUGUUUCAAGUUUUUUAUGUUUUCGGAUUGUUGAUGUUUAACGUCCUCGGCUCCCUGGUCAGUUUGAGGAUGGCUACGUAUAUCGCAGCCACUAUUCCCUUGAUACAAAUCCUAACUUUUUCUUUUAUGCCUGAAAGUCCCUACUAUUUAGUCAUGAGAGGUAAAGUGGGCGAAGCAGAGGCAAGCUUGAUGACUCUAAACAACGGCGAAGACAUAUCACAUACUCUAAAAGACAUAACCAGUGCUAUAAAUGAAAAAAUGAACGAGAAACCUAGUAGAUGGGAAAUUUUUACGGAACCAUCAAAUCGCAAAGCCAUAUACAUAACAUUUGGUUUAAGGUUCUUUCAACAGUUUACCGGUAUAACAGCUUUGAACUUCUACAUACAGCAAAUUUUCGUCGAACUGGACGUACCAAUGGAACCUAGCACCAUAUCCAUCAUUUAUUUCGGCUUGCAAUUCAUCGUUUGCUCUUUGGUGUCCAUCAUUAUAGACUGGACAGGAAGAAAACCGCUUUUGUUGUACUCUUUAAGUGGGACAGCUUUGGCUAACAUCACCUUAGCAAGUUACUUCUUUUGGUCGAAAGAUUUGGACUUGAGUGGUUCAAACAUAAGGUAUCUCCCGAUCGGGACAGUAUUUUUCCAAAUUGUUAUUUACAAUAUGGGUUUAGCCUCCACACCUAUGCUUCUACUAAGUGAAAUGUUCAAUGCUAGGGUCAAGGCGGUGGCUAUCUGCAGUGCAGAUAUUUUCCUAAGUGCUUUAAUCAUCGCAGUUUCAAUGUUCUUUCAGUUCACCAAAGACAAUUUCGGCAUCUAUGUUUCCUUUACGACUUUCUCGAUUUUCAGCAUUUUGGGAGGGUUAUUCGUUUUAUAUUUUGUGCCCGAAACAAAGGGUAUGACUCUGGAACAAAUUCAGGAUUAUCUUAAAGGUGCGAAGAAGGAGAACAUUGAACUUGCUUGAGUAUAAAAAAGACUGAUUUAUUGUAUAAAGGAAUUAUUUAUUUUAAGUGAGAAUGUAAAAUAAAUGUAAGUAACUG
Molecule: messenger RNA, 1648 nt
Organism: Brassicogethes aeneus
Lineage: Eukaryota; Metazoa; Arthropoda; Insecta; Coleoptera; Nitidulidae
Source: the annotation of a GenBank genome assembly